AUGUGGCCCCUAGCUCGGUCAGUGGCCUCCUCUGGCCACAAGAACCUGCUGCUCCUAUUGGGGCUGCUGCUCCUCACAGGCUCCUCCCUUUGCAAUGGCCAACCCCAGCCUUUCAAACGAUUCAUCCCUCUUGAUUGGGGGCUCACCCAUUUGGCCAUUCACAACAAAACUGGAGAAGUCUACGUGGGUGCCGUCAACUGGAUCUUCAAGCUCUCCAGCAACCUGACCAAGCUGCGCAGCCACAUGACUGGCCCAGUGGUGGACAAUGAGAAGUGCUACCCUCCUCCUAGCGUUCAGUCCUGCCCCCAUGACCUGGCCCAGACUCCCAAUGUGAACAAGCUGCUCCUCAUUGACUAUGCCCAGAACCGCCUUAUUGCGUGCGGCAGCACCUCCCAGGGCAUCUGCCAGUUCCUCCGUCUGGAUGACCUUUUCAAGCUGGGAGAGCCCCACCAUCGCAAGGAGCACUACCUUUCAAGCGUGGCUGAGUCAGGGACCAUGUCUGGGGUCAUCAUCAGCUCCCCCCACGGUCCAACCAGCAAGCUCUUCAUUGGCACCCCCAUUGAUGGCAAAUCCGAAUAUUUCCCUACCCUCUCCAGCCGUAAGCUGAUGGAGAAUGAAGAAAAUGCUGACAUGUUCAGCUUCGUCUACCAGGAUGAGUUUGUCUCCUCUCAGCUCAAGAUCCCCUCUGACACCUUGUCCAAGUUUCCUGCCUUUGACAUCUACUAUGUUUACAGCUUCAGCAGUGAACAGUUUGUCUAUUAUCUAACCAUGCAGCUAGACACCCAGCUCACUUCCCCUGAUGCCAGUGGAGAGCAGUUCUUCACCUCCAAAAUCGUCCGCCUGUGCGUGGACGACCCCAAGUUCUACUCCUAUGUGGAGUUCCCCAUUGGCUGCACUAAAGAUGGAGUGGAGUACCGCCUGGUCCAAGACGCAUACUUGGCCAGACCUGGUCGGCAGCUGGCUAACUCCCUGGGGAUCUCUGAAGAUGAAGACAUCCUCUUCACGGUUUUCUCACAGGGCCAGAAGAACCGGGCCAAGCCGCCCAAGGAGUCUGCCCUGUGCCUGUUCACUCUGAGGAAGAUCAAGGAGAAGAUCAAGGAGAGGAUCCAGUCCUGCUACAAGGGAGAUGGGAGGCUCUCUUUGCCCUGGCUGCUCAAUAAGGAGCUUGCCUGCAUCAACUCGCCUUUGCAGAUAGAUGAUAACUUCUGUGGCCAGGACUUUAACCAGCCCCUGGGGGGCACCACCACCAUUGAAGGCAUCCCCCUCUUCAUCGACAAAGACAAUGGCAUGACCUCAGUGGCGGCGUACGACUACCGUGGCAACACCGUGGCCUUCGCUGGCACGCGCAAUGGCAAGAUGAAGAAGGGGUAUUUCUGA
Molecule: messenger RNA, 1377 nt
Organism: Lampris incognitus (smalleye Pacific opah)
Lineage: Eukaryota; Metazoa; Chordata; Actinopteri; Lampriformes; Lampridae
Product: plexin-A1-like
Exons: 3
Coding region: 1-1377 (458 amino acids)
Biological process (GO): positive regulation of axonogenesis; regulation of GTPase activity; regulation of cell migration
Cellular component (GO): semaphorin receptor complex
Molecular function (GO): semaphorin receptor activity; protein binding
Source: RefSeq, a predicted model, not a curated record